Molecule: messenger RNA, 747 nt
Organism: Capsicum annuum
Lineage: Eukaryota; Viridiplantae; Streptophyta; Magnoliopsida; Solanales; Solanaceae
Exons: 3
Coding region: 1-747 (248 amino acids)
Source: RefSeq, a predicted model, not a curated record
AUGGUAAAAUCAUACUCAAAGUCUGAAUUUCACCAGUUAAUGGAGAAAGUGGAGGUAGUUGAUGUUAGGGUGAAGAAUUACUUGGAAUUGACGGGAUACGAUAAGUGGGCUAGGUUAUAUGCAACAGUUCAUAGGGGAUGGACUUUAUCAUCAAAUAUUGCAGAGUCAAUUAAUGCCGCAUUAGUAUCGGCUAGAGAACUUCCAAUAUACGAUUUUUUAGAGGAAGAGACAUUGUACACACGCACGGAUCUAAUUGGAAAAUUUCAAGCAAUUCUCCAACAGAAUGAAGCUGAGUGUACACGUAUGAAGGUUAUACCAGCCUCAGAGUACGUCUAUACAGUCCAUGACGAGGAGAAAUAUUUUAUUGUUUGCCUAAAGAAAAAAAAAAGUUCUUGUCAUGCGUUCCAAUUGGAUGAGAUACCAUGUGUGCAUGCGUGUGUUGUACUUGAUAGCAAGAAUCUUGAAAAGGGACCAUAUUACUCUCAUAUAUACAAGCCAAAAACUGUUAUGAGAACGUAUGAUCUUCCUGCAUAUCCUCUACCACAUAAAGAUGAUUGGGUGAUGCCAAAGAAAAUAUUGGACGAGGUAGUUUUGCCCCCGAAAUACAAGCGUCCCCCUGGAAGACCUGCAAAGAAGGAGCGUGGUAAAUCAGAAAGAGAUAUGUUCAGAAAGAAAAGCAAAAAUUGUUGUAGUUCAUGUGGAUUAAAACGUCACAAUAGGCGUUCAUGUAGAAAAUACAACAAAUGA